This is a messenger RNA of Penicillium longicatenatum, 453 nucleotides long. RefSeq names its product transcriptional coactivator p15/PC4 family protein. The record is from RefSeq and is a predicted model, not a curated record. The coding region runs from base 1 to 453 and encodes 150 amino acids. Gene Ontology annotation, biological process: positive regulation of transcription initiation by RNA polymerase II. Lineage: Eukaryota; Fungi; Ascomycota; Eurotiomycetes; Eurotiales; Aspergillaceae. The transcript is spliced from 2 exons. Gene Ontology annotation, molecular function: DNA binding; transcription coactivator activity.
AUGACUUCUCGCAAGCGCUCCUCAGAUGUGCAGGAUCUAGGAGGUGAAACCAGUGUCCAGUCUAAGAAGGCUAAAGUUGGCACGGAGGAGACAGGCACCUCGAAAGUGGAUAUGAAUGGCGAUAAGUACUGGGAAAUCUCCAAAAUGCGACGAGUAACCGUCUCCUCGUUCCGUGGAAAGCCCAUGAUCAGUGUGCGUGAGUACUACGAGAAGGAUGGGCAGGAGCUUCCGGGCAAGAAGGGGAUCUCUAUGCCCAUUGCCCAAUUUGCCACUCUAGUCAAGAUUCUCCCCAAUAUCGAGGAAGCUCUCAAGGGACAGGGCGAGACAUUGCCCAGACCACUGUACUCGGGAGGUGGGGUUCAACCUGACGAGGAUCAAGACAAGAGAAGCAAAGAUGCCAGUCCUUCCAAGCAGAAUAUUGAGGCUACUAGCGAGGAGGAGAGUGAUGCAUGA